Molecule: messenger RNA, 708 nt
Organism: Microthlaspi erraticum
Lineage: Eukaryota; Viridiplantae; Streptophyta; Magnoliopsida; Brassicales; Brassicaceae
Source: the annotation of a GenBank genome assembly
AUGUCAGGGUUUCAGCGAUUAUCAAUAAUUAAAGCAUCUACUUUAGCUUCUAAUUUAGAUAACUCGACUUCUUCGCAGCUGCCAGUGUCCAGCGAAGGUAAAUGUGUUCGACGCAGUUUUGUUUGGGAUUGUUCGGAGAGCUAUUGGGUUUUGGAGAAUCAUGUUGUUCAGUUUGUGGAUGCAGGUGAAGGGUUAAGCUUCCUUUUUGUUGAUGCUGAGGGUACAAAGAUGCAUGCGUUUGUCGAGGAACGAGAUCAGAUGAUAAGGUUUAAGAGGCUACUUCACGAAGGAGAAUGGAAAAUUAUAACGAAUGUCUCAGUAUCCAUGGUUGAUACAGAGAUUCGUCUGACGAGAUCCAGAAGAAAGAUUGCUCUGAUGUCAAACACCCAAGUCAUACCCGCUGAGAACUCGGGUGCUUUGAAUCUGCUUGAUAUAGUUUCAUUUGGAGAUGUUUGGGACGGAUCUGUUUAUGAUGGAACUUCUUACCUUAGAGGUCCUAUUCAUGUCGAAGAUGAAGAAGGAAUCUCGAAGUUUCAUUACGAUCCAAAGGGCUACGAUGAGGUUUAUAAUUUCGCCCAGAUUUUCUUUAGUGCCUUUGAAUCUAGCGAAGAAGGAGAAGAUGAGGAAAUGGAGAAAGAUGAGAUGGAAUGCUGCAAAAUCGGUUACCACAAGGGAUCAAGUUCUUCUAAAAAGUCUGACAAAGUUUGA